UUUGUCCUGGUCCCUGGAUGCUGUGUUGGGGAAAGCAGGAUAGAUUUCCCCACUCCGUUGUCAGCUGCCGAGGGGUCAACAUGUACAGGGUGGCAGGGAACAUGAUGGAGAGCUACUAUGGAGAGGAACCCCAACGUAAAUCAAAUCUUGAAAUGCCCCAUGUAACGGUUAACAACCGUCGGAUGACUAACGUUCAGUUGGGCGGCGGUGAAGUUAUCCAAGGAAUCAGAAGGAACAAGGAUCUUGGUCUCCAGGACUCUGAACCUCAUGGGUUUGAAUCCUCCCGUCCUGUCCGUCCUCUUCGUUACACACCAGGGCUCAAGUGUGACAAUGCUCUGGAGGCAAUGCGUCCUGAGAGGGACAUGAAGCACCAAGCUCUUCAGGGAGGAGAAUGGAAGAGGAAGCUUAUCCAGCACCCAACCACAUUCGAAGGAUCUUUUGCUGAUGCAGAUAUGCAGAAGUUCCGCCCGAACCCUACACCCAGCCCUAUGGAGGACCCUUGGUUUGUAUCCCGUCUCCCUGACCAGCAGCAGUUCUAUGAUGCUGGUCAGCAUCAACAAUACCUACCUGAGGUCAACAACCCGUAUGCUGCUGCAUACCCACAGGAUGAGUUAUCAAAGAUAAAGAUGAGAAACAGAAGGUUCCAGCAAAGCUGUGCAAUGGAAGGAAUGCAGAUGCACCAACCAGCAAUGCACCAACCAAUGCAAUGGAGAGGCCCUGUCCUCCAACCUCCAGCAAUGCCUCAUCAGAUGACCGAGGAUAUGAUGAUGUGCAGCAUGUCUGACGAGCUUGCCUGUAUAGAGCAGGAUCUCAAUAUGACCCGAAGAGCCACCCGUCCCUUUGUUCCUACCUCUGACCCAGCCUACUAUGACCUCCAAAGACAGGUCAACCUGCUGGAAACCACUCCCUACCAACCAAUAAGGGCUGCCAGAUUUAAUGGCGAAGAGUUUCUUAGUUCUGAUUCUCUCCCUGCUCCUAAACCAAGAACUUCCAAGAAAGAAGAGCCUGCAGCACCUGCUAAGCCUGUAAGGAAAGAAGUUGGAAUUGCUGAUCAAAUAGCAAUAAGAUCUUAUGUACUUGGCAAAAACAUCGGGAAAGUUGGUGUCUCCAACUAAAUGCGGCAAACAUUUACGAAUAUACACGUGGUAUAGAGUGCAUUCCAACCUCUUCACUCGUCUUUGCCUGAUCAAAGAUUUUUAUUGUAUUUAUUUUUGUAUGAUGUGACCGGAAAGUAUUAAAAACCAGAGAAUUUCUUAUUAUGUGUUGAUGAAAUAAAAUAAAUAUAUUAUUACCUUAA
Molecule: messenger RNA, 1297 nt
Organism: Eurytemora carolleeae
Lineage: Eukaryota; Metazoa; Arthropoda; Copepoda; Calanoida; Temoridae
Exons: 13
Coding region: 18-1115 (365 amino acids)
Source: RefSeq, a predicted model, not a curated record